Messenger RNA from Vespa crabro (European hornet), 10458 nucleotides. RefSeq names its product teneurin-a (gene Ten-a). The record is from RefSeq and is a predicted model, not a curated record. The coding region runs from base 2203 to 10149 and encodes 2648 amino acids. Lineage: Eukaryota; Metazoa; Arthropoda; Insecta; Hymenoptera; Vespidae. The transcript is spliced from 20 exons. Gene Ontology annotation, biological process: motor neuron axon guidance.
AAGAAAAAAAAGAGGAAAAAAAGCGAAGAGUAAAACAAAAAAGAGGGGACGGAGAGGGAGAAAAAAAGAAAAACGAAAAGAAAACUCGCAAGCUCUUUUAAAAGAGUAUCUCGUAAAUACAGUACAGUUUUCUCGACGCGCAACAGGGAAAUCAAGGAUGUGUGAGUGUUCGUCUGACAGGCAACGUCGAUAUUGGAAGGGGUGAGUUUUUAGUUAUCGCGGCCUCCGCUAGUCAGCGCUCACUCUCGAGGGUUGCAUAGCCAUGGGCAAAGAGAGAAGGAAGGAAGGUAGAUAGGUAGAUAGGUAGGUAGAUAGAGAUAGAAAGCCAUAGAGCUGUAGAGGGUAGUAGUAGAGGAUCCGAUCUGGUAGGCAAGGGUCGACGUCUGCGCGUGCGUGCUAAGUGCGCGCGCGCGCUUCUACAGAGGACGGUGGUGGGGACGCUCAGUGUCAGUUCGUGCCGGGCGUUGCGGCGCAGUCAGUGGCCUUUUCAGUCUUUGAUCCGCAACUGUCGCGGGUGUGCGCGCGACGUUACUCGAAAGGCCGACGUUAUCUCUGAACGAUAGAAAAGUGUUAGAGUGAAAGAAAAAAAGAGAUAAAAAGAAAGAUAGAUAGAACGAAAUAGAGAAAUUCUGCAACUUCCAAAGAGAAUUUCUAUUAUUUAUUAUCAUCAUUUUAUGGUGCGAAGUCCUAUUUUUUUUCACUUUAUCCUUUCUAAAGGGUUGAAAUAUAUAACUGAAGGUAGAGAAAGAGAAGGAGAGAGAGAGAGAGAGGGGGAGAGAGAGAGAGAAAGAGGAAUGUAAAGAUUCGUGCUUUGAGUGACUUGGAAUGGUCUCUCCUUGUUUUUAAAUUCUUCGUGAUAAGGAAGAUAAGAUCGACGUGGUUUCGUCAAUUUUAAUCGUCGAUUUUUCUUUCUUCGAUUUUAAGGAAAAAGAGAUAAUUGAUUGUCCCUAUUAAUUAAAAGUUAUAUUUCGAUUAAUACGUGAAAUUGUUCUUAGGAUUUAUCUAAGUUCCGUCGAGUGAUUGAUAGCAGUCUCUGUGAGAGUGAAUCGGAAUCAAGUGUGUCAAAGUAUUUUCUAUCGUCGACGUUCGUGUUAUUGCGGAAAGUUGGAUGAUUCGAAAUAAAGGAUAUUAUCGCGCUAGUAAAAUUGUUAAUAAUAUUAAUAAUAAUAAUAAUAAUAAAAAUAAUAAUACGAAGAGAGUAGAGAGAAAAGAAAUAACGAAGAAUCAAGAUUCUCCGGUUUAAACUUGCAAAGGAAUUCCGAGGAAAUAAAGGCGUCCCUACGAAAGAAGGGACAGUGCUCGCGGCGGGGAGUUGAACUUUCUCGCUCCGUGUUGACAGAUCGAUAGGAAAGUUUGCUUACGCGAAUUUCCGCGUCGUGUCCAGAGUGUAUCUCGGUCUCACUUCUGUGUACGCGUUUUACUAUCUUGUUUUCCUCGUUUACAACAACGUCGUGUUUAAGAGCGAAUACACGAGUAUAUUUAAAAAGAGAAUCUUGAAAGUAUCUGAGGGACGAUUGAAAGAUUAUCGUAAAAAAAAGAAGACUAAGAAGAAGAAAAAAAAAAGGAGGAGAAGGAGGAGGAAAGCAGGAGCAAUAGAAAAAAAUCAAAAAGAUAACGAAAGCAGCAACGACGGUGAUAGAUGCUAAUCGUUGCAGCCAAUCGGAAAAUCUGACGGCUCGUCGUCGGGCCGGUCAUAAUCGAGGCAGUCUGUCGUUCUCCUUGCCAUCGCGCGAAUAUCUAGUAGAAUAUAGAAAUCGAAAGGAGGAUAAGAAACAUAAAGAUCAGGAGAAAUAUUAUCAACAACAUCAGCAACGUAAUCAAGGACUCAGCGAAGAUCAUCGGGGCUCUUCUUGCCCCAGACUCUUGGAGGAGAGUCGAGGAAAGUGUGCAACGGUGAAGGGUAACGGUGGAUUUGGUGAUUACUCCGCAGCCGGAGAGUUUGAAGUCUGGGGUGAAGAACGCGUUGCGUCGGAUGGUGGUAGUGUUGUUGUAGGGGGAGGGGGUGGUGGAGGGGUGUCGUCGACGACGACGACGGCGAAACCGCCUUCGCGGCAGCAACGAUGCGAAGGCGGUUCUGCCCUGAGACCGUUGCUCCACGUCGCUCAUUGUGAACUUCAUUCGCCACGCGAGGCCGAGCUCCUCAGGUUAGAUCACCUCGAGGCGCUCGAUCACAAGUCCUCGCUCGAACACGACGCCUACUCGAUGAUGGAUAAUUUUCACAGCCCGGUACCACCGCCGUUACCACGACGUCACGUCCGACUUCCACCACCGCAACAACAGGUGACCGUAGGUUCCUUAGGAGGUGGCCUCGGAAGUGGAGCCGGUAAUGGCGGUACCGGGACCGUUGCAGCUCAAAAUCAGGCGAUGGUGAUGCCAGGCUUUCCGCUUCGAGCCGCGGCAGUACCGCAUUACUCUCCUUAUUCGCCGUCGCGUUUUCACAUCGACAAACGCUGUCAACACAGAUGCUCUUGGAAAUGUUUCUCUAUCGCUUUGAUAUUACUUGCCGUUGCUCUCACCGCCAUGCUCGCGUAUUUUGCUGCAGUGAGUUCCAUGCGGCCGAUAGACAAUAACAACUGCGUAGUGGUUCAAGAUAUCAAGGCUGUCACUCAUGAAAACGCUCACGUUCACGACCCUAUAUCAACUCAGAUACCAACGGAAGAAUCACUGCCGACCAGUACUGCCGAACACUCUAGUGCUGCAGAUAGUGUUGGGGACCAGCAAAGCGAUCCGCAAAUUCAACAAUCGGCCCAACAAUGGCCAGCUGUGCUCGAGCUUCAAGCUUACAACGUAGCGCACUCAGCCUUUAUACUAUCGUACCACUUUUGGAAUACCGAGUUCCGCAACAAGCAACCGGCUUUCAUCAGGUUAAACCUAACGUUGCCUUGGGGUGCGAACUUUGCCGUUUACGGAAGACGAAACGUAGCACCAAGCGUCACGCAAUACGACUUCGUUGAGUUUGUAAAAGGUGGCCGUGUGGAUCACAGACUUAAAAGGGAUGCAUCGUCCGAAGCUGUGAGCUUUAUGAAACAAGCAACCCAAGAUUUUGGCAUUGAACCUAAUCGAUCUUCGCGAGAUACUGGAACUAAAUCUAUCAAGUCUUAUCAACAUAUUAUCAUAAAAAGAACGAUCGUAGAGCCAAUGAUGGUCAACGUUAGUCUUCUUCAAUACUUGGACACUGGCCGUUGGUUUUUGUCAGUUUAUAAUGAUGAACUUCAACCUUAUAAGGUUACGCUGGUCGUCACCGAAGCUGAAGGAGUCUCCACAACUUGUCCUAAUGAUUGCUCUGGUAGAGGAUCAUGUUAUCUUGGGAAAUGUGAUUGUAUCGAUGGUUAUCAGGGUGCCGACUGUAGUAAGAGCGUGUGUCCUGUUUUGUGUUCAUCUCACGGCCAGUACGGUGGUGGUAUGUGUCACUGUGAGGAUGGCUGGAAAGGUGCCGAAUGCGACAUACCGUUAGGAGAUUGCCAAGUUCCUGAUUGCAAUCAGCAUGGGCAGUGCGUUAGAGGAUCGUGCGUUUGUAAUCCUGGCUGGAAGGGUGCCUUCUGUAAUGAACCCGAUUGUCCGGAUCCAAACUGCAGCGGUCAUGGCGCCUGCGUGUCCGGCAAGUGUUACUGCAAGGCAGGCUGGCAGGGUGAACGAUGCAAUCAGGUCGAUCAGCAGGUGUAUCAGUGUCUACCAGGUUGUUCGGACCAUGGCACGUACGACCUCGAAUCUGCCGCGUGCAUCUGCGAAGAACAUUGGACUGGGGUCGAUUGUUCACAACCCAGUUGUGGCCUGGACUGUGGUCCUCAUGGAUCGUGCGAACAGGGUCGUUGCAAAUGCCAUGAUGAUUGGACUGGAACGAAAUGCGAUCAGAAACCAUGUGAUCCACGUUGUGCUGAACAUGGCCAAUGUAAGAACGGAACUUGCGUAUGUAGUCAAGGAUGGAACGGAAGACAUUGUACUUUGCCCGGAUGCGAGAAUGGUUGCACUAGACACGGACUGUGCACGUUGCAGGACGGCGAGUACAGUUGCGAAUGCUCAAUCGGUUGGGCUGGCAGAGACUGUAGCAUAAGACUCGAGAUGGAAUGUAAUGAUUUUGUCGACAACGAUCAGGAUGGCAUGGUGGACUGUUCCGAUAGUGAAUGUUGCUCGCACGCUACUUGUGCCGAGCACAUUAUGUGUCUGGCCAGUAAAAAUCCGGUCGAUGUCCUUCUUAGGAAACAACCGCCUAGUGUCACUGCAUCGUUUUAUCAACGAGUCAAAUUCCUCGUCGAGGAAAAUAGCGUACAGAGCUACGCUCAUAUGGACGAGUACACGGAAAGUACGUUCUGGAGUUCCUUUACACCGCGUCGUGUUGCGGUGAUGAGAGGCCAAGUUGUAACCGAGCAAGGACUUGGAAUAGUAGGCAUCAGAGUCUCCGUUGACAGAGACUCACGAUUUGGAUUCACCUUGACCAGAGCUGAUGGAUGGUUCGACGUUUUGGUUAAUGGUGGAGGAGCCGUGACAUUGCAAUUUCAACGUAGCCCAUUCAAACCUCUUACGAGGACUGUGUUCGUGCCCUGGAAUCAGAUCGUUGUUUUACCACCCGUCGUGAUGACUCUUAGCAAGGAAGGAGAGCCAUACAAAUCUAAUCAACCACCUAGUCCAGCAGUCGGCUUCCCAGGGAUUUCCAUGGGGCUCUUUAGCGAGCACGGACCAUGUUUGGAACACGAUCAUGAGACUCUACGUCCAAUCAUCGUUAGCACAUGGAUGCCAGAAAAAGUGGGUGGUUUGCCAGGGAAAAGUCUGGUAUUCGCUGAGAGUCAAAUCGUACAAGAAAGUAUUGCCAUACCUGGAUCUAAUCUUCAUUUGAUGUAUCAAAGUAGUCAAGCUGCUGGGUACCUUUCUACUGUUAGAAUGCAAUUAACUGGACCAUUUAUUCCAAAAUCUUUAACGCACGUACACGUGCACGUUGAAAUCGAGGGUUCACUUCAUACAAAAACCUAUGAAGCUGACCCCAAUUUGACACACACUUUCGCAUGGAACAAGAGAAAUGUCUACAAGCAAAAAGUAUACGGAGUUGCACAAGCAAGAAUUUCAAUCGGUUAUCAACAUUCAACUUGCCCUUCCGUCAUAUGGGAAACGCAAACUGCGAUUUUGCAAGGAUUUGACGUAGACAUUUCCGAUAUCGGUGGUUGGGGACUUGACAUUCAUCAUCAUUACAACUUUCACGAAGGAAUCCUUCAAAAAGGAGAUGGAUCUACGUUACACUUCAAACAGUAUCCACGUACCGUAAAAGUAGUAAUGGGUACCGGUCUUCAAAGAAGCUUGGUCUGCCAAAAUUGUGAUGGUUUGGCCAAAGAUGCUAGACUUUUGACACCAGUAGCUCUUACCAGUGGUCCAGACGGUAGCAUCUACGUAGGAGACUUUAAUCUCGUGCGUAGAAUUACACCCGAAGGAAACGUUUAUACUGUUUUAAUUUUAAGUGCAACUCAAGUAGCCUAUCAAUACUAUCUAUGUGUCUCCCCUGCUGAUGGGCAUUUAUACAUCAGUGAUCCUGAAAAACAUCAGAUAUUAAAAGCACUUUCAUUAGAACAAGUUCAGGAUCCUAGUAUCAACAUAGAACCGGUUGUCGGUAGCGGUGAAAGAUGUAUUCCAGGUGACGAGGGUCAUUGUGGAGACGAGGGUUCAGCGAUACGAGCAAAAUUGGCUCACCCAAAAGGUAUCGCUAUUGCUGCCGAUAAAACUAUGUAUAUAGCCGAUGGUACAAACAUACGUGCUGUCGAUCCACAUGGUAUUAUACACACAUUGGUUGGACAUCAUGGUCACCACAACCAUUGGUCACCGGCACCAUGCAUUGGUGCUAUACCUGCACAUCAAGCUCAACUGCAAUGGCCAACAGGAUUGACUCUAAGUCCUCUCGAUGGAUCUCUACAUUUUAUCGACGAUAGGCUUGUGCUGAAAUUAACCAGUGAUUUAAAAGUACGCGUAGUAGCUGGUACACCUCUUCACUGUACUAGUAAUGCAAACAACAACGGCAAUGCUAACACCAGCGAACUCACCAAAUUGAAUUCGACUAUACCAACGAAUCUAAAGAAAUCCGAUGACGUUCUUGGUUCGGUUUUAGCUGUUGGUUUUAGUCCAACCGGUGAACUUUACAUAGCCGACAGUGAUUCUCAUCGGGUUAAUUCUAUUAGAAUAGUCGAUUCUUCUGGAAAAAUGUCUCACUUUGCUGGACAACAACAGGAACGAUUACGUGGUCAAUGCGAAUGUAAUAAUACGACUCCUAGUACAAAAGAUUUAGAUGCAUGUACUUGUACAGAUGAUACCAGUAGUACGGAAACACUUUUGUCAUCGAAUGCCAAAUUCACUGCCAUAUCAGCCUUAGCAGUAUCUCCUGAUGGCGUUGUUCAUGUCGCGGAUCAAGGAAGUUUACAUAUUUUGGCUUUGCAACCAUAUCUUCCAAAUCACGAUGAAAGUGGCGAAUUCCUCAUUCCCUUUCCUCCAUCUAACGAAGUUUACGUGUUUAAUCGUUAUGGUCAACACAUAUCUACAAAGGACCUAACAUCUGGAAAAACUCGGUAUUCGUUCCUAUACAGUAAAAAUACUAGUUUUGGCAAACUCUCCACUGUAACUGAUAGUGCAGGAAACAAAAUACAAUUUUUACGAGAUUACAGUAGCGUGGUUAGUACAAUUGAAAAUACUCAAGAUCAUAAAUCCGAAUUGAAAAUUUCUGCCGUUGGUUUUCUUGAGAAAUUAUCUGAAAGAGGUAGAGCGGAGAUUGCUCUUGGAUAUGAUGGUUCCACUGGUCUACUGACAAGUCGUUCAGGGGGAGAUGAAACCUAUAUUUACAAUUAUGACAGUUUGGGAAGAGUCACUGAUGUAAUUUUACCGACAGGAGAAAAAUUAAAAUUAUUUUCGGAUCUUUCUAACGACGAAGGUCUUUCCGUGCAAGUAUCUGCUCCUCUUCAAGCAUUGUCAAAAGGAGAUAAACAAAGAUUUGUAGAAUUUGAAAUGAAAAAUGAGAGAUCUAAAAUGCUUACUAUAACCGAUGGUACGAAAAUUAUGAAAGCAACUGCAUUCACGAACAGCAGUUUGGCAGUUUGUCUUCCUAGUGGUGGAAGAAUAUUAAGUGCAGCGACAACUAAACAUCCUCUACUUGAAGCCGCUUUACCGGUGGAAGCAGAAAUGUUACCAAUGUGGAGCUAUCAAGUGAUGUCUCUCGGUGAAUUAACAAAUACAAUGACCACCACUUAUAAUCUUGUCGGGGACGUAAGCCACUUUCAACAGACACUUAACAGAGAGAUCUGGGUAAACGAUACAAGAGUAAUUGCUGUCGAAUUCGAACAAGCAUUCAGACGAGAAACUUUCUACGACAAAACGAGAACACCUCUAUUGACUGUGACCUUCGAUCCUGCUGGAUUGCCAUUACUUUGGCAACCUCAUGAACAAGGACAUAACCUUAGCAUCACUUACGAUAGAUUUAAUCGUAUAGAAAGUUGGAAGUGGGGUGCAUCGGACGAAUCUUAUGGUUACGAUCGACAUGGCCAAUUGGCAGAUGUCACCAAUAGUCAAGAUGGCACAAAACGAUAUACCUAUAACGACUUCAACAUGCUUUCCAAGAUAACUCUCCCUAGCGACAGGCAUUUCUCUUUGGAAUACGACGAUGACGGUGGCCUACGACAUAUUAUUCUUCCAUCAGGAACGAAACAUUCCUUCUCUUGCCAAGCCUCUCUCGGUUUUCUUCGAGUAACAUAUACACCACCAGGAAGUACUAGAGCUUAUCUUCAACACUAUAGUCAUGAUGGUAAUCUUUUACAAACUGUAUUUCCUGGCGAUGGUGCACGUAUCGUCUAUAGAUAUCAUACAUCUGGACAAUUGGCUGAAGUCGUUCAUGGUGAUGGAAAAAGUGAAAUAAGGUACACCGAAAGUGGUUUACCUUCUGAAGUCAUACAUUCUGAAAGAGACGUGGAAUAUAGAUGGGAUUAUCAAUAUAGCGCUGGUCUUCUUGUCGAAGAACGUAUAGAUUUCGGAGCCAAAACCGGUCUCAGCAAUGCCAAAUUUACUUUCGAUUAUGAUUCAAACUUUAGAUUGAUCGCUGUGCAGGGUAGAAUAGGCGGUCAAACUUUGCCACCUCAUACCAUGGCUUAUAAUCCAAGAACUGGCUUAUUGGAACAGAUAGGACAAUUUAAAAUAACGAAACCACAAAUAAACGAGACUACAGUUUUCGAUGGCACUGCACUUUUUUCACGGAUUACUGACGACAGAUUCCAUGAAACUCAAGUGACAGUAACUAUCCACAGUUUGGAAGUGUUCAGAAUGGAAUUCACGCAUGAUUCUCGUGGACGUAUAAAUCAAACCAGGACGUAUACUCGUAAUGUUGCUGUUAAUACGUACACCAAUGUGAAAAAUUACACAUGGGAUUGCGAUGGACAAUUAACGGGUGUCGAAGCACAAGAACCAUGGGGUUUCAAAUAUGAUGGAAAUGGUAAUAUGUUAUCACUUAGAUAUCGUGGAAACACUAUACCCAUGGAAUACAACACCAUGGAUAGAAUCAUUAAAUUCGGCGAAGGUCUUUACAAAUACGACAAUAGAGGUCUUGUUGUUCAAAAUGCUAGAGAAGAGAGAUUUAAUUACAACGCUAAAGGUCUAUUGGUACGUGCCACUAAACGUGGUCGAUUCGAUGUCCGUUAUUAUUACGAUCAUCUCGAUCGUUUAGCAACGAGAAAGGAUAAUUAUGGAAAUGUGACUCAAUUCUUUUAUAAUAAUCAAAAACGUCCUCACGAAGUCAGUCAAAUAUACAGUCCACGUGAUGGAAAGCUGAUGUCUUUGGUUUAUGAUGAUAGAGGCCAUCUUAUUUAUGCACAAGUUUAUCGACAUAAAUAUUAUAUCGCCACUGAUCAGUGUGGCACGCCUAUAAUGAUCUUCAAUCAAUAUGGCGAAGGUAUAAGAGAAAUCAUGAGAUCCCCAUAUGGACACAUUGUGUAUGAUUCCAAUCCCUAUUUGUACUUACCUGUUGAUUUUUGUGGCGGAUUGUUGGAUCAGGUAACGUCAUUGGUUCACAUGCCAAAUGGAAAGGUUUAUGAUCCUCUUAUAGGCCAAUGGAUGUCUUCUCUUUGGGAAAAUGUCUUAGAUAGGAUAGAUAUACCAACCCAUCUACAUCUUUAUAGAUUUAACGGGAACGAUCCAAUCGAUAUCAGACAUACAGAUAGAUCAAAUCAACCCACAGAUCACAUAUCAUGGUUCACACAUCUGGGAUACGAUCUAAAAAGUUUAGCACCUCAAUUAUUCCCUGACGAGCUUCCCGAUAGUUUGGUACCACCGGCUCUCGGUCCAGGUACUUCCAUAUUUGGCAAGAAGAAAAGAACGAGAAAUCUUGGUGUUCAAUCAGGCUUUUUAGCCCACAUUGCUCAAAGACAUUCUGGUGAUGCGAUGAGCCUUUCAGCACCACCACGAUCAGCUCUUAAAAAAGACACUAGUGAACUAAUCCCAAAUCGUUUAGGUGCUGCUUCAGAUCCACCAUUCGGUAAAGGAAUCCUUGUUUCGAGAACAGCCGAUGGACAGGCCGUAGUGUCGAGUGUGCCAACGGCGAACGCUAUUUAUGGAGACGUCUUCACCUCGGUGUUCAAUCGUUCGUAUUUCUUACCGUUCACGUUCGUCGUUCAUAGUGCUCAACAAGAUGCUUUUUACUUCGUCAAGGAAGAAACUUGGAGAGCCAGCGAGGAUCGUGGUCAAUUGAAACGUCUCGGUGGACAAGUAAAUACUAGUUUCCACGAGAAUGAAAAUGGCAGUGGAAGUAACUCGCUGAUCGACGUGAAGAUACACGGUACCAGCUACGUCGUCAAUUUACGAUAUGGCACGACAGCCGAGAAAGAAAAGCAACGACUCCUUCAUCAUGCAAAAGCAACUGCCAUACGUAAGGCUUGGCACAGAGAACGAGAAGCACUUAAAGCUAAUACUCCAACAACGAAUGAAUGGAUGGUAGCCGAACAGGACGAGAUAUUGAAGGUUGGUGUAGCCUCAAAUUACGAAGGUGAAUAUAUACAUGAUGCUCAAAUCUAUCCAGAGCUAGCGGAGGAUCCUUACAACAUAAGAUUCGUCAAAAAAGCUGUCGAUACUUCAAGUAAGAAACGACGCAGAAGGAGAGGAGCACCAUCUUGCAAGCUUUGGUGGUUGGAUAAAUUUUGCUAGAUCGUCUGGGUCGAUGAAAACAAUAUAUGGCUCUCCUUCCACUGCCCUUCUUUUUAAUGGGUUAAUCACUGUCCAAAAAAUUGAUUGCUAUGGUCUCUCUCUUUUGAUAGGCGUUACGCAAACGAAUAAAAAGAAAGGCAAAAUGAGAAAAGAAAAAGAGAGAGAAAGACGGAGAGAUAAAGAAUGAAGAAAGAAAUUAUAAAGAGAGUUACUAGAAAGAUGAGAAUUACUGUGACAUAUUAUUCACAGUAUUCUUUGAUACACACACGUAUAAAGAAAGAAAGAAAAAGAGAGAGAGAGAGAGAGAGA